Molecule: messenger RNA, 870 nt
Organism: Ectocarpus siliculosus
Lineage: Eukaryota; Phaeophyceae; Ectocarpales; Ectocarpaceae
Source: the annotation of a GenBank genome assembly
AUGUUUCCUCCGGUGGAACAGAUCGUUCAGGAGGGCCCCGACGCGCCAAGCUCCACCGGGUUUUCGUCGAUCGUGAAGUCGAGGGGCUUCGGCAGCAGCAAGGAGAUGAUGUCGACGCGCUACCGCAUGCACGCGCCGGGGGUCAUCCGCGUACGCUCCGAGGGCAAGAAGGAGGGGGAGCCGCUGUUCGGUGCCGCUCUGCACUGCAUCCCGCUAGGGAAGGGUCGAUCGCGCCUCCUGUUCAAGACGUACGCGAUGAACUUCCCUCCGAUGGUGGGCUUUAUUUACGGUCUCAAGCCCAAGUUUUUGCGGCACCUCAACUCGUGCAAGAUCUUGGAGCAAGACAUGAACCUGAUUUGCGCCCAGGAGGACCACGUGGCCAGGACCGGCAAGACACUGUCGGAGUCGUUUCUGCCCAUCAAGAGCUCGGACGUGCUGGUGGUGGAGCUGAGGAAGUGGCUCGACCGCGUCGGCCACGGUAUGCCUUUCUUCGAGGGCUGGAAGAAGAGCAAGGAAGCGGCCGACCUUAACGACCACGAGGACUGCCGCCGCCCCAGCCACCGUGCUUUCGAGAGCCGGUACCACCGGCACGUCCUAAUCUGCGCCGAGACGCGCAGAGCCCUAGCCACCGUGAAGCGGGUCAAGAAAGGAGGCCUCGCCGUCUCGGCCCUGCUGGCGGCGGCCUCGGUGCUGCUGUCGAGAGCGGGCGCUGCGCGUGGCGCCGCCGCCGCCGCCACCGCCGCCCCACCCGGAGUGGGGGGCCUCGUCGCGGCGUUAGGGUCGCUGUGUUCGCUGGGGUUAGCCGCGGCCGCGAAUGCUCUCGAGGCGCGGUUUUACACCAAUUUUGAGAGGCACCCUUCCCUGGGGUGA